This is a messenger RNA of Laetiporus sulphureus 93-53, 1616 nucleotides long. RefSeq lists its product as uncharacterized. Gene Ontology annotation, cellular component: nucleus. Gene Ontology annotation, biological process: mRNA splicing, via spliceosome. The transcript is spliced from 6 exons. The record is from RefSeq and is a predicted model, not a curated record. Bases 82 to 1443 code for a protein of 453 amino acids. Lineage: Eukaryota; Fungi; Basidiomycota; Agaricomycetes; Polyporales; Laetiporaceae.
CUUCACCGUGAUCAAGUCCUCCACCUCCGGCAUACUGUGCCUCCUGCUCGGUCCUUAGCAUCAUCUGUAGGGCUGCUUAACAUGGAUCAGGAAUCGUUCAGGAAGUUCCUCCAAACCCCCAAAGCAACUGGUUCGAAUACAUCGACUUCUCGCGGCUCUCUGCUCGCAGCCGCUGCCAUUAAGUCAAAGCAAAAGGCUGUAGAAGCUGGUCAGCCAGCGUUCAAGCCACGGACAGUCAAGAAGAAGCCCCAAGGGUUACAGCCAUACCGUGACCGGGCCGCAGAACGACGGCUUGGGCUUGAUGGCGACUAUGCGCAGGUCGAAGCUCUCGCCGAGGACUUCGAGCGCAAGAAUGCUGAGAACGCCGAUCGCCAAGCUGUAGAAGAACAGCGGCGAUAUCUUGGUGGCGAUAGCGAUCACUCUGUCCUCGUCAAGGGCCUUGACUACGCGCUGUUCGAGCAGAAUCGCGCACGAGUAUCGGCGUCGGCUGCUGCAGAGGAUGAUUCAUCGCUUGAGCAAGCCUACCUGGAGGCAUCCGCCAGCGUACCUAAAAAGCGGACGCGUGAGGAGAUUGUACUAGAGCUCAAAGCGAAGCGAGCAAAAGGAACGACAGCGAGUGAGGAUACAGAGAAGAAAGUCGCGGCUUCUGAUGCCAGCUUGGAGGAGGCAAAGAAGGCAGGUAAGUUCAGGCCGAUAGGCUUCAAGUCCACAGGCGAGUUGAACGAGAAGUCAAGAAAGAAGAAAGUGAAGAGGACGGCAGUAAAAGAGAAGGAUGAUGGGACGAAGAAGAGAAAGGCGGAUGUUCCCGACGCUGAGACACCGUCCAUACCAUCGACAGCAGCGCCAGAGGCCGGCCCUUCGGAAUCCGCUCCUGCUCUUCCGCCUCCAGUAGCGAAGCCUGAGCAUGAGCCGGAACCAUUCGAUGAAGACUUCAACAUUUUUGCAGACGCGGGAGAGUACAUAGGCGUGGAGAUGGGCGACGAUGAUGAGAGUGAAGAUGAAGCACAGAGCGACGAGAACGACAAGCAUAAUGAUCAAACGAAAGAGCAGCCUCAUUCCAGAGGUCAAUGGUUCGCCAUUGAAGAGGGCGAGCGUAGCCCCUCACUGACGGAGGUUCCUGUCGAGCCAAGUCCACUUGAAGCUACUCAUCCAGAGCAUGCACCUCCGCCUGCUGUUCUGUCUGAUCAUGAGGAAGGACAAGAGGAGGAAGAGCAGCAGCCGAUGCGCUUGCAGCCGCUCGCAUCUUCCGUGCUGCCGUCUAUCAAGGAGCUCUUGGAGAUGGACGCAGCCGCAGGCAAAGCAGGCAAACGGCGUGCAAAGAAGGAGAAGAACAAGGAAAAGCGAGGAGCAGGAGAAGGUAAAGUGGACAAGGAAAAGAUUGAGAGGGAUUACAAGCGUCUCAAGGCAUAUACGGACAAGAAGGCUGCUGCUGGUGGAGCUUGAAUACCGCAGCAGCAUAUGGGGCUAGCCCACACAACAUUAGACGUAGCCGUACGGACCUUCUCUUACCAGAUGAUCAAGGGUUGUAUAGUCCGCCUUUGCCAAUUUAUCAAUUGUAUUUGAGAGAUGGAGCGCAUCGACUAUACAAAUGGGAUACACGGUGCAACGGUGCCACG